Molecule: messenger RNA, 1689 nt
Organism: Penicillium diatomitis
Lineage: Eukaryota; Fungi; Ascomycota; Eurotiomycetes; Eurotiales; Aspergillaceae
Product: chaperonin-containing T-complex subunit CCT8
Exons: 3
Coding region: 1-1689 (562 amino acids)
Biological process (GO): protein folding
Cellular component (GO): chaperonin-containing T-complex
Molecular function (GO): ATP-dependent protein folding chaperone; ATP binding; ATP hydrolysis activity
Source: RefSeq, a predicted model, not a curated record
AUGUCGCUAUCACUUCCGGGGCCCUCCCAACAGAGCCUUUUCAAGGCUGGGUAUCAGAGUCACGAUGCUGAAGACGGAGCCGUUAUUCGCAACAUUGAGGCUUGCCAGGCCAUCUCCGGCACUGUACAGACCUCCCUGGGACCUUACGGCCGCAAUAAGAUUGUCAUCAACCACCUGCAGAAAAUGAUCUUGACCUCCGAUGCUGCGACGAUUCUUCGCGAACUGGAUGUUGUGCACCCCGCCGCCAAGUUGUUGGUCAUGGCUAGUCAGCAGCAGGACUCUGAGAUGGGUGAUGGCACCAAUUUGGUCAUCGUCUUGGCUGGUGAGCUGUUGAAGAAAGCUGAGGAGCUGAUCCGCAUGGGAUUGAAGACGAGUGACAUUGUCUCUGGCUACGAGAAGGCGCAGAACUUUGCCUUGAAGGUGCUGGAAGAUCUCGAGGUCGACCGUCUGAAGGAUUUGCGCUCCAUUCCAGAACUGAGCAAGGCUCUCCGAACCGUCGUUGCCAGCAAACAAUCCGGUACUGAGGAUGCCCUCGCCGCUCUUGUCGCCGAGGCUGUGCUCGCCGUCCUGCCUAAGAACCCCGCCAACUUCAACGUGGAUAAUGUGCGUGUCGUCAAGAUUAUGGGUGGCAGUUUGGAACAGUCAAAGGUCGUCAAGGGUAUGGUCUUUGGCCGUGAACCCGAUGGUAUCAUCAAGAAGGCGCACAAGGCCAAGGUUGGUGUCUUCAGCUGUCCUAUCGAUAUCUCCCAGACCGAGACCAAGGGAACCGUUCUGUUGAAGAACGCCGAGGAGAUGGUCAACUUCACCAAGGGCGAAGAGGACCGCCUUGAGACCGCUAUCAAGGAGCUGUACGACUCCGGUCUCCGUGUGGUUGUUGCUGGUUCCUCCGUCGGCGACCUCGCCAUGCACUACCUCAACCGUUUCAAUAUUCUCGUGAUCAAGAUUCUCUCUAAGUUCGAGCUCCGCCGACUAUGCCGCGUUGUCGGCGCCACCCCUCUGGCUCGCCUGGGUGCUCCUAUGCCCGAUGAGAUGGGUCAGAUUGAUAUUGUCGAGACGACCGAGAUUGGUGGUGACCGCGUCACCGUUUUCAGACAAGAAGAUGCCAACGCUGUCACCCGCACGUCAACAAUUGUCCUCCGUGGCGCUACCCAGAACCACCUGGACGAUAUUGAGCGUGCCAUCGAUGACGGUGUCAACGCCGUCAAGGCGAUCACCAAGGACCCCCGUCUGGUGCCCGGUGCCGGUGCCACCGAGAUUCAGCUCGUGGAGCGCAUCUCCAACUUCGCCGACAAGACCCCCGGUCUGCCUCAGCACGCUAUCCGCAAGUAUGCCGAGGCAUUCGAGGUCAUCCCCCGCACUCUCGCCGAAUCUGCCGGCCUCGAUGCCACCGAGGUCCUGUCCCGACUGUACACUGCGCAUCACCGCGCAAACCCCGACUCCGCAGAGGGCAGCUCUGAAGAGGAGGAGCCUUACUGGACCACUGGUGUCGACUUGGAAGUCGGCGACUCUGACGGCACUUUGGACGCAGUUGAUGAGAACAUUCUCGAUCUCAUGGCAUCCAAGAGCUGUGCGAUUCGCUUGGCCAGUGAGGCGGCUCGUACUGUUUUGAGUGUGGACCAAAUUAUUGUUGCCCGGCAAGCAGGCGGGCCAAAGCCUCCUGGUCCCAACCCUAACUGGGAUGAGGACUAA